Molecule: messenger RNA, 4702 nt
Organism: Phasianus colchicus (ring-necked pheasant)
Lineage: Eukaryota; Metazoa; Chordata; Aves; Galliformes; Phasianidae
Gene: VTA1
Product: vesicle trafficking 1
Biological process (GO): late endosome to vacuole transport via multivesicular body sorting pathway
Cellular component (GO): multivesicular body
Source: RefSeq, a predicted model, not a curated record
GCGACCGGCUCCAAUCUCGGGAGCGAGAGCAGCCGCUGCCCGUUGUUGUUGUGGUCGCCGCGCGAUGGCAGCCACGGCGCUUCCCCCGCUGCCGCCGCAGUUCAAGAGCAUCCAGCACCAUCUGCGGACCGCGCAGGAGCUGGACAAGCGCGAGCCGGUGGUGGCGUAUUACUGUCGUUUGUAUGCAAUGCAAACAGGGAUGAAGAUUGAUAGUAAAACCCCAGAAUGCCGCAAAUUUUUAUCUAAACUUAUGGAUCAGUUGGAAGCUAUGAAAAAACAAUUUGGUGAUAAUGAAGCAAUUACUCAGGAAAUUGUUGGUUCUGCUCAUGUGGAGAAUUAUGCUUUGAAAAUGUUUUUAUAUGCAGACAAUGAAGACAGAGCUGGGCAGUUUCAUAAAAACAUGAUAAAGUCCUUUUACACUGCCAGUCUCCUGAUAGAUGUUCUGACAGUAUUUGGGGAGCUCUCUGAAGAGAACGUUCAGCACAGAAAGUAUGCCAGGUGGAAAGCAGCGUACAUUCAUAACUGCUUGAAAAAUGGAGAGACCCCUCAGCCUGGACCCAUUGGUAUGGAAGGAGAGACUUUUGAUCUUGAAAGAGAAGAGGCAGGGUCAUCUUCUCACCAGAGCGGAACAAAUCAACCAACAUCGUCAUCAUCUACGUAUGAAGCUAAUAACACACCAACUAGUAAUUUCACUGGCAUACAUGUACCACCAGGUGCCCAUGCACCAGCCAAUACUCCAGCUGAAGUACCUCAUAACACAGGAGUGACGACUAAUACCAUUCAACCUUCUCCUCAAACUAUUCCUCUAGUAGAUCCUUCCCUUUACAGUGCUCAGUCUGCAGGGGAAGUCCGUUUGACUCCAGAGGACUUUGCCAGAGCUCAAAAAUACUGCAAAUAUGCUGGCAGUGCUUUGCAAUAUGAAGAUGUGAGCACUGCUGUGCAGAAUCUCCAGAAGGCUCUCAAGUUGCUGAUUACGGGCAAAGAAUAAAGCUUUUAAUCCAACAGAUUCAUGUCAUUUGCCUAAAGAACUAACAGCUUAUUACUGUACCCGUUAGGGGAGUGGAAAUAUACAGAAGCUCUCCAUCUUAUCACCUAUGAUAAUGAAAUCACUCUUUCAGUGUCAUUAGGACUUUUCAUUUUUAAAACAGUGGAGCUAGGAGCAUAUGAAUGCAAUUGUUUGACGUAAGCAAAAUACUAAAAAAUGUACUAUGAACACUGCUUAAGAGGUAGAAUUCAUAUUUCAAUAUUUAGGUUAUCAGUAUGGGAAAUCCCAAAUCUGCAAAAAGGUUGAACAUAACAAUGUUCUGUUGAAAUUCUGGCUCUGCUUUCAUUUUUUUCAAACAAUUAUUUAAGAAGUUUAAAUAGCUUUAAAACUGUAACAAAAUUCACGACUUCCUCCAGAAAACAAAGCAUGUAAGAAGACUGACACAUACACAAUGGGAAGGACUUUUUUCCAUACCUAAAUUAUUUGGGUAUCAUCUGAGACAUAAAGUUAAGCAGGACUUGAGGUUAUUUCUAUAUUGUUUUAAUACGUGCAUUGAAAACAUUUCUUGAUACAUCAAGGAGAGUAAUUUUGAUUGCAUUCCAAUCCAACCACCAACAACUGAGUGGACUGCUGCAUGCAGUCUUGAUCAUUGAUUCUUUGGGUGAACACUGGGAAUUUUGUUUAUGUAUGGUUAACUAAGAGAAAGUACUAAUAUUUAGUGGAGAUGAUCCUGAAACCAGGGACAGAGAUGCUAAACAGUGUGAACUUUUAGGGAGAUUUACUUCAUAGAUGUUUCAUCUCUUUAAUAAACUGAAUCGAAGGACAGUUCAACCGUUUGGUUCAUUUUUGGUAUUAAUGAUCUAGAAGUUUGUAUUCCCAGCUAAUAUUCUUUCUGUCUGCUAUGUUGUGGAGGCUAUUUGGACUUGGGAACUAAUUAAAAUAUCUUGGAAAUAGAAUUUUGAGUCUUUUUUAAGUGUGCUCCUGCUAUUUUAGGGCUCUUGGUUGUUAAGAAUUCAUCCUUGCAGUUGGAAAGAAAGACUAAGUGGUCUUUUAACGGCAUGACGUAGGAAUUGAGUACACCACAAAGUAUGUCUGAUUUAUGUAAUAUCUUUUAACAUCAGAUUGUCUGAUAUGUCUGUCUUUCCAAGCUCUUGGAUCAAAUGCACAUCAUUUGUAACUGCACUGUUUUUGCAGCAUCUUAAAUGUGUCUGAAACUUAAAGCAAAAAGUUGAGGAAAAUAAAAUCAAGCAUAAGCAUGCAUUAAAACCUAGCUGAUGGUAUCAUUUUAUGAGAGCAGAUUGUGUCUGUCAGCAAGUUUGAGAAGGAUAAUACGAAAUUUGUUGAUGUAGCUUUAAGCAAGAUAUAAUAGAUAGAACACUCUGGAACUGCUUGUGUUUUGCUUUCUGCUAUGGGCAUGGCUUUGUUGGUAUGGCGUGCUAAUUUGGAUAGUGAUUUGGAUUAGAUUUUAAUUGGCUUGGGAUGUUUAGAAUGAAUCUGUCUGAAACUUUGUUGACAAUUAUGUUGUAUAGACCUAGUCAGUAAGUAUAUGUCUUGUAUAGUGUUUCAUGCAAGAUAGCUCCUUCAGUAUCAACCUGAAUUUCUAUAAAUUCUUCCAUGUAAAUACUUAUAUUCUGUUACGAUGUGAUUGGAAAAGCUACUUUUUAGUUGAAUGAAGGAAGCGGAACAUUGCAUAUAUAUUCCAUUGCUAUUAAAAAAAAUAUCAAAAGUUGCUUUCAUUUGUGCAUCAUAUCACUGUUUACAAAUACUGGAUUCAGUCCCCAGGCCCUGAUGAAUGGAGGUCAUUUUUCCUGUAUCUUUUUAUAAAAUAGUUAAAAAAAACUUCUAGACUUUUAUACUAAGCCAGCUUUGAUGUAAUAGUGCAUUAAUUUGAGGCUUUUCAAUGCAAAUUAAUUUUUUCAUAGUGAUUAAUAUGAAGGUGGCUGAUAACUAAAUUGAAGCAUUGAUUAAAGUAUGUAAAAAGACUGUUUUGGUCAUGUUUAUGUUGAAACUAUACGAAACUGGAGAAUCAUCAGAGAAAAAAGUAAGUUAUGAAAAAACUUAAGUGAUCAUUUACAAAUGUAUAACCUUCACCCUACGUAUUCCUCAAAAGUAUUCCUCAGACUGGAAAGGAGAUAAAAAUGCUUAUACAAAAGUUAAAGAGUAGCUGGCUAGGGAAAAUAUAAGAUCACUAUUUCUGAUCAUAAAGUAGUUAGAAGAUUGAUCAUGUAAAAUUCGCAUGAACACAGUAAGAUCGAACACACCCUAAAUGCUUUCAUACCACGAUACUUAAAUUAGCAUUUUAAAUUAUAUUUUACGUAAAAUUAUUUUGUCCUGACCAUUUGUUUUUUUAAUGAAAAAUUUUUAUUACAGCUCACCAAAAUUUUUUUUGAAGCUACAUAUUGAAGCUGCUUAUGUUUGAUGCAACACAUUCUGAGUAGUUGCCAUCUUAACUGAUGCCUAAAGUAAAUUAUAGCGUAGCAUUUCUAUUCCACUAAGUACCGCCUCUGGGUUAGUUUUAAAUGUGGCAGGCAGAUAGCCUAAAACUUCAAGGCCAUGUUGCAGAAUUAUUCAAAAUUGUAGCUAUUUAAAAGUGGCAGGAGAAUGUAGGUGGACUGCCUGUAAUUACUCCAAAUUGGAAUAAGUGAUAGAGAGUGGAAUUAUCUUGUGAGCUUGCCUAAGUGCUGACUGUUAAGUUUUACAGCUACUGUGAAUGAUAGGGUAUCAACCCAUAGUUUCUCUUCAGCCAGUUCUCAAUGUAUACAUUGGUAUCUAAAGGAGAAUGCUGUUUCUGCUGCUCUACUGCCCUUUCUUCUUCAGUGAUGACUAAAACCUACAUGUGUGCUGGCCAUUCCCAUUUAGAUUGUGAACUCUGAAUCGUAAUCUUCUUUAUAGCAAGGAAGAAAAAAGCUUUGUCAGAUAUUCCAUUUUCCUUUUUUUAAAAAAUAGAAUUUUAGUAAAUCUGUUCAGUGUUACUUAAACAGCUUUUGCGGUUCUUUGUGCAUGUAUAUUUCUGCAGGAAAAGUCCCCAUAUUGUAUUGCAGGAUUCAUGUCUUGCAAAGCAGGUUACUGUUUGUGAAAUGGUUAAGAUUUUUUUUCAAAUUUUAUAAUUUUAUAAUACUGGAGGUAUACUUUUCAAAUGGUUGAAGUCAUGUCAGGUGAAAUUUUUAAUAGCUGUCCAUUGAAAGUGAAGUUUCUGAACCACAGACUUAUGAGAAUUGGAGAAGACAUAAGUUUGCUUAAUAAAUUUCACUGUCAACAAGAAAAGAAUCCUGUGUUUCCAGUGGAGCUCUUUUUGGCUUGUGAGAGUAUUGUAGUAGUCUGGUAACAAUGAUGGUUCUGAAUAUAAUGUUUUAAAUUACCUCAGAAUAGGAAGUAUGUUAAAUAGGAGCAUUGAAAACAAACUUGAAAGAGGGUGGGAGGCAGGAGGGGAGAGAGGGCACAGAAAUGAUUGAAGAAAAGAAUCAAAGAGAUUAUUAGAAUGCCACAUGGCAUGGGAACAUUAGCAGUGACUGUUAUGAAGUUUCUUUACAGCCUUAGAAGAGACGGGAUAGAAGCUGGAAAAGGCAAGACAAGAAGACAGGAUGAAGAGCAGAAAAAACAAUUUUUUAAUUGUUAUUAUUUUUUGUACAGCAGCAUGGAGGAAAAUGUAAGUUUGAAAAGACCAAGGAUAGUUGUAAAAUAAGAAAAAAAUAAUAAAUUCAGCGUGAUGAAAAUGGA